AUGUUCAACAAAUCGUUUGGAACUCCGUUUGGAGGCAGCACUGGAUUUGGGACGACUUCAACAUUUGGCCAAAGUGCUGGCUUUGGCACGACGAGUGGAGGAGCGUUCGGCACGUCAGCCUUCGGCUCAAACAAUAACACUGGGAGCCUCUUCGGGACCACCCAGACAAAACCAGGAGGAUUAUUUGGUUCCACAACAUUCAACCAACCAGCCACCUCCUCCACAAGCACCAGCUUUGGGUUCGGAACCUCGACCGGGACGUCCAACAGCCUCUUUGGCACCACCAGCACUGGCGGAGGCCUCUUCUCCCAGAACAAUGCCUUCGCUCAGAACAAACCCGCCGGCUUCGGGAACUUUGGAACCAGUACGAGCAGCGGAGGGCUCUUCGGAACCACCAACACCACUUCCAACCCUUUUGGGAGUACCUCUGGCUCCCUUUUUGGCCCGACCAGUUUUACCACUGCUCCAACUGGCACGACUAUUAAAUUUAACCCACCCACCGGCACCGAUACCAUGGUGAAAUCCGGCGUCAGCACCAACAUCAACACCAAGCACCAGUGCAUCACUGCCAUGAAGGAGUAUGAGAGCAAAUCCCUCGAGGAGCUCCGUUUGGAAGAUUACCAGGCAAACCGGAAGGGGCCCUCGAACCCCGUCGGAGCAGGGGCAACUGCCAGCCUGUUCGGCGCUUCCACGGCUACGUCCAGCACGGCCACGGGACUCUUUGGCUCUACUACCAACACCAGCUUUUCCUACGGGCCGAAUAAAACUGCUUUUGGAACCAGUACCACCGGCUUUGGAACAGGAACCACAGGGGGGCUUUUUGGUCAACCCUCUCAAACAACAAGUCUGUUUAACAAACCCUUUGGCCAACCCACCACCACACAGAACACCGGCUUUUCUUUUGGGAACACCCCUCUGGGGCAGCCCAACACCAACACGAUGGGUCUCUUUGGGGUUACCCAACCCUCCCAGACUGGAGGCCUGUUUGGAACGACUGCCAAUACGAAUGCUGGUACUGGAUUUGGAACUGGAACUGGGCUUUUUGGACAACCCAACACAGGAUUUGGUGUUGGCAGUUCGACCCUGUUUGGGAACAAACCUGCUGGAUUUGGAACCGCCACGACCAGCGCUCCCUCCUUUGGUACAACCACCAGCAGCGGGCUCUUUGGUUUUGGUGCCAACACCGCUGGGAAUAGUUUGUUUGGAAAUAAGCCAGCAACUGGGACUCUGGGAACUGGACUGGGGACAGGCUUUGGAACAGCUCUCGGGGUAGGACAGACGUCUUUGUUUGGAAACACCCAGCCCAAGCUUGGUGGAACGCUCGGAACAGGAGCCUUUGGAGCUCCGGGGUUCAACACUUCAACAGCUACUCUGGGCUUUGGAGCCCCUCAGCCUGCUGUGGCCCUGACAGACCCAAAUGCUUCCGCUGCCCAACAAGCCAUCCUUCAGCAGCAGCUCAACAGCUUGACUUACUCACCCUUUGGAGAUUCUCCACUCUUCAGAAAUCCCAUGUCAGACCCAAAGAAGAAGGAAGAGUGCCCGUUCCCCGCCAACGCUCCGUCUCGUUGCAGCGGCUGUUUUCCCGCGGCUCAGAAGGCCCUGACAACCCCCACCCACUACAAGCUGACCCCGCGCCCGGCCACGCGCGUGCGCCCCAAGGCUCUGCAGUCGGCCGGCUCGGCCAAGUCCCAGCUCUUCGACGGGCUGGACGACGACGAGCCCUCCCUCUGCAACGGCGCCUUCAUGCCCAAGAAGAGCAUCAAAAAGCUGGUGUUGAAGAACCUCAACAGCAGCAACCUGUUCUCACCUGUCAAUCGUGAGAGUGAAGACCUGGCAUCUCCCUCGGAGUACCCGCAGAAUGGAGACAGGUUCUUUCUGUCGGUCCCUCCCGAUGAAAACCACAGGCAAGACAGCGAGCGAGAGGAGGAGGAGGAUCACCACGAGGUGACGCGGUUCUACACCAACCCCAUCGCCAAGCCCAUCCCACAGACCCCGGAGAACACUGCCCACAGGCAGCAGAACAACCUGGAGGACACCAUCGUGGCUCUCAACAUGCGGGCAGCCCUGCGGAACGGGCUGGAAGGCAGCAGCGAAGACGCCUCCUUCCAUGAUGAUUCCCUCCAGGAUGAGCGGGAAGAGGAGCCUGAAGCCACCGUGCAUCAUCUGCACCCUGCAG
This is a messenger RNA of Merops nubicus (carmine bee-eater), 2176 nucleotides long. It is a transcript of the gene NUP98, whose product is annotated as nucleoporin 98kDa. Gene Ontology annotation, cellular component: nuclear pore; nuclear pore cytoplasmic filaments. The record is from RefSeq and is a predicted model, not a curated record. Gene Ontology annotation, molecular function: structural constituent of nuclear pore. Lineage: Eukaryota; Metazoa; Chordata; Aves; Coraciiformes; Meropidae. Gene Ontology annotation, biological process: protein import into nucleus; RNA export from nucleus; post-transcriptional tethering of RNA polymerase II gene DNA at nuclear periphery. The transcript has 15 exons. The annotation marks the transcript as partial.